AUGAAGUACUCAAAGAACCGCCUAACAGAGAAGGGAUGUGAAGGAGCUGGUCCUUCUACACAUACAGGUGGGUCCAUAACACAUGAGGAGCAUGCUAGAUGCAUACAAAAUGCUAAGACAGACAAAGUUCCUCCAACAGCAGCUGAGUUGUUUCUCCACACCCAUACAAAGAAGAGUGAUCGCGACAAAUUUGUUGAUAAACGAGCUGAAAUUGUUUAUGAAAAUUAUCUGAAGCUAAAAGAACAAUAUUCAAGCCAGUAUGUAGGAUCAGAUCAUGUGGAAGGAGAUGGAGGAACUAUUAAUGAGGAUCAAUUGUUCAUUACUACAGCAGGAGGAUGGCAAGGAAGUCGAGUUUAUGGUUUAGGUAGUGCUGCUUCUUCUGCCUUCUCUCAAACAGGAACUGGGGGAACAUCAACAAAUGUUCCAUCAUCCCAAUCACCAGAAUGGAAGAAGGAAAUUGAAGCAAAGUUUGAAGAGAAGUAUAAUAGUUUGCAGAAACUUGUAGAAGACCAAAAUCAGCUGAUAGCUCAAAUGCGUGAUGAACUACAGACAAUGAAGAUGGGACAACAGUCUUCCUCAUUGAUGCCAUCAUCGUCUGAUAUUCCUCCAGCUCAUAGAUCCCUUGGUGAUUCACAUAUGGAUUAG
Messenger RNA from Manihot esculenta (cassava), 645 nucleotides. RefSeq lists its product as uncharacterized. Lineage: Eukaryota; Viridiplantae; Streptophyta; Magnoliopsida; Malpighiales; Euphorbiaceae. The transcript is spliced from 2 exons. The coding region runs from base 1 to 645 and encodes 214 amino acids. The record is from RefSeq and is a predicted model, not a curated record.